UAGAUUACUUGUUGGUGAUCACUGCAUUGUUGGAACUAGAAGCACAAGCAUUUCGCUACACUCGCAUUUAACAUCUGCUAACCAUGUGUAUGUGACAAAUAAAAUUUGAUUUGAUUUGAUAUUCGGAUCAACUGGUUUGUUCCUGUGUCAGGAAACUAAAUACCACAUUAAUCAUAUAAUAUAACUGGCCAUUACAACAGAUCAAUUUCGUAGGGCUGCAAAAUGUCAACUUCAACUUCCCUACUGUCAACUUUCCUACACACUGGCCAGCUGACAUGUGGUCAUGUCUCCUGAGGUUGUGGAUUAUGGUCCAAACUAAGCACUAAUCACUCAAAACUGUUAGUCUGCACAGUUAUCCUGUUUCCCAUGUAAAAUAGCCUUUGAAUGACCAAAACAUCUCCCAUGCUAUAUAUUCCCAGUUUUCCCCCCAUAUAUUUUUCCAUUAAAAUGAUCAGUUGAGAAAAUGUACCUUUGCUCUCAUCUCUAACUACCAUUAAGACUGAAGGACAGGCUAGGUGGGCAGAGGAACAUCCAAUCCUGUUAAACAUUACAUCAUCAAUUAUUUGUUUAUCUAACCAUUUGUUCAUUUGUGUGCUCAAGUGUGUGUUUGCAUGCAGAGAGACUCCGGAGAGGGUGGAGUUUCUGUCAGUAACUUAGGGAUAAAUAGACAGGCAGAGCUCAGAGUUUGUCAGAAGACAGGGUCACACACAGGACCAAGCAGGAGCAGCAGGACCUCAGGCAGCAUUUUUACUUUUUAAUACAAAUGGAGAAACAUGAAGAUGUUCAAUACUGUCUUCAAGACAGAAACUCUUCUUGCAGAAAGGCUUUGCUAUCGACAUCUAUCUACAUAACACUGUACAUCUUCUUGUCAUUGAUUUCAGCAGUUACAGUAUUUUUGAACCUACUGGUGAUAAUCUCCAUCUCUCACUUCAAGCAGCUCCACACUCAAACCAACCUGCUCAUCCUCUCUCUGGCUGUGGCAGAUCUCCUGGUGGGACUGAUUGUGAUACCAGUAACGACUGUAGCAUUAAUGGAAUCAUGCUGGGGUUUUGGGAAAUAUUUCUGUGUGUUUCAGAUCUACGUUACUUUUUUAUGUGCUUCUUUAUCGCUUGGCAAUUUGGUUUUGAUAUCUAUUGACCGCUAUGUUGCUGUGUGUGAUCCCUUAUUGUACCACUCUAAAAUAACAGUAACAAGAAUGAUGUGUUGUAUAUCCAUUACCUGGUGUUGUUGUAUCAUAUACCGUGCUGCUAUUAUAAACAACUUUGUAAAUGUACAGGUACCCAGUAGGUGUUUGAAAGAAUGUUUUAUUGUUGAAGGAAUAACCUGGGGAAAUAUCAUUGACUUUGUAUUUACAAUGGUUGUCCCUUGCUCUAUUAUUAUAACACUUUAUAUGAAAAUCUUUGUGGUGGCCAGAUCACAGUCCAGAAAGGUAUUUUCAAAAGAGUCUGUCAGUGUGUCUGGUGUUCAAACUGUACAGGCAAAUAAGUCUGAGAGAAAAGCAGCAAAAACUCUGUCUAUUGUUGUUUUCAACUAUUUCAUUUGUUGGAUUCCAUUUUUAUUUUCUUUCUUUUUGUAUUUUUUAAUUGACAGUUUAUUUUCAGUUAUGCUCAUCGGCUUUCUACCACUUUUUAACUCUUUUAUCAAUCCAAUAAUUUAUGCUUUCUUUUAUCCAUGGUUCAAAGUGACAGCUAAACGUAUUUUAACUCUGAACUUUUAAAUUGUAUUUUAUUGUUUUUUUAAUUAUUUAUUUAACUAGUCGUUUAAGAACAAUGUCGGCCUAACUUAAGGCAUAAAUCGUUUUUAUUCCUACGUUUGACAAACAUGUUUGAUAAAGUUUUGUAAUACAAUUGUUGUAAUUGCUUCUUUCAUGUAACAAUACACUGACAUUACUUAUCUCAGUAUUGUCAUCAUACGCGUACAGCAUUAUUUGUCUGGAUUGGUUUGGAAUGACUUGGGAAAAGUAUAAGAAAGCAUAAGCUUGUUUUUUUUAAAUACAUUUUAGCCAUUGUGGGUUGUAUAAUUCCAAAUACCAAAGGCUGUGGUUGUUCCGUGUUAUUUAAUAAUAAAUAGUAUGUAAGUAUUCUAAAAGUA
This is a messenger RNA of Oncorhynchus gorbuscha (pink salmon), 2091 nucleotides long. Its product is annotated as trace amine-associated receptor 13c-like. Gene Ontology annotation, molecular function: trace-amine receptor activity. The record is from RefSeq and is a predicted model, not a curated record. The coding region runs from base 764 to 1717 and encodes 317 amino acids. Lineage: Eukaryota; Metazoa; Chordata; Actinopteri; Salmoniformes; Salmonidae. The transcript has a single exon. Gene Ontology annotation, cellular component: membrane. Gene Ontology annotation, biological process: G protein-coupled receptor signaling pathway.